Molecule: messenger RNA, 2795 nt
Organism: Lepus europaeus (European hare)
Lineage: Eukaryota; Metazoa; Chordata; Mammalia; Lagomorpha; Leporidae
Product: prostaglandin-E(2) 9-reductase-like
Exons: 9
Coding region: 88-1059 (323 amino acids)
Biological process (GO): steroid metabolic process
Cellular component (GO): cytosol
Molecular function (GO): aldose reductase (NADPH) activity; steroid dehydrogenase activity; ketosteroid monooxygenase activity
Source: RefSeq, a predicted model, not a curated record
CCAUCUUCUGAAGGCCUAAGAAGUCAAGACGCGUGACUGGCUACACUGAGAAGACAGAAGGAACUGUGCAGUCACCGAGAGGAGACAAUGGAUCCCAGACGUUACGUUAUGGAAUUAAAUGAUGGUAACAUCAUACCUCUACUGGGAUUUGGCACUGCUGCACCUAUAGAGGUUCCUAAAAGUGAGGGUCUAGAGGCCACCAGAUUAGCUAUUGAUGCUGGGUACCGCCAUUUUGAUUCUGCUUCUGUGUACCAUAAUGAAGAAGAGAUAGGACAGGCCAUCAGGAGCAAGAUUGCAGAGGGCAUUGUGGAAAGAAAAGACAUAUUCUACACUUCAAAGCUUUGGUGUACUUUCCAUCGACCAGAGCUAGUUCAGCAAAGCUUGGAAGAAACAUUGAGAAAAGUUCAACUGGACUAUGUGGACCUCUACAUUAUUCAUUUCCCAAUGGCUUUGAAGCCAAGUAAAGAGCGAAUUCCAAAAGAUGAAAAUGGAAAAGUAAUGUAUGACACUGUGGAUCUCUGUGCCACAUGGGAGGCCAUGGAGAAAUGUAAGGAUGCAGGGCUGGCUAAGUCCAUUGGGGUGUCUAACUUCAACCGCAGGCAGCUGGAGAUGAUCCUGAACAAGCCAGGGCUCAAGUAUAAACCUGUUUGCAACCAGGUGGAAUGUCAUCUGUAUCUCAACCAGAGCAAACUACUGGAUUUCUGCAAGUCAAAAGACAUUGUUCUGGUUGCCUAUGGUGUUCUGGGAAGUCAAAAAUAUGGAGAAUGGGUGGAUCAGAACACUCCGGUUCUCUUAGAUGAUCCAGUUCUUGGUGCCCUGGCAAAAAAGCACAAGCGAAGUCCAGCACUGAUUGCCCUUCGUUACUUGCUACAGCGUGGGCUUGUGGUUUUGGCCAAGAGUUUCAGUGAGAAGCGAAUCAAAGAGAAUUUGCAGGUUUUUGAAUUCCACUUGACUCCUGAGGACAUGAGAGUCCUAGAUGGUCUGAACAGAAAUAUUCGAUAUGUUUCUGCGAGUUUUUUGAAUGGCCACCCUAAUUACCCAUUCUCUGCUGAAUAUUAGCAUGGAGAUCUUCAUCAUGACUUCUACCAGAAGCUCCUGCACACAUCUUGUGAUAUGGCAGACAUCUCACACGCUGAUGAUUAGAGACCUCUCUUCUGGAUAAUCCAUGCUGCUAAACGCCUCACAAUAAGCUAGAGUUAAAUCCACAGGACAGGAAGCAUGUGCACUAAAUUUUUGUCACUUUCUUAAAACAAUUGAUGUUGACUUCUUCUUUAAAGAUUCUGACUUACACGAUUUCUUUCCUUUGACUGCCUUAUUCCCCAAACUGAUUUUCCUGGAAGUUUGAAAACCAUUGGUGGGAGUUUCCAGCCAUUCCAUUGACCUUUCUGAAGUAGAAGCAGGCAGAAUUGUUGACCUGUAGGGAAGUAACCGCUAGUAGGCAUCCCUCUCACCCACACUCCCACCCUUAUUCCUCCUCCCUCUGCUAUUCCAAUAUUCUUUAAGAUUUAUUUGAAUGGCAGAGUUAGAGAGAGAGGUAGAUAGAGAGAGAGAGUGGUCUUUCAUCUGCUGGUUCACUCCUCAAAUGGCUACAAGGAAUGGAGCUGAGCUGAUUCGAAGACAGGAGCCAGGAGCUUCUUCUACAUCUUCACAUGUGUGCAGGGGCCUGAGAAUUUGGGCCAUCCUCUUGCAUUCCCAGGCACAUUACCGCAGAGCCGGAUCAGAAGUGGACCAUUGCAACUGGAGCGGGUACCCAUAUGCGAUGCUGGUUCUGCAGGCUGGGGCUUUAACCCAUUGUGCCACAACCCCAGCCAACUAAUUUUUAUUUUUUACAAAGACCUAUUUCAGUUAACUUUAUACUCUUAAGAUUAAUCCUAUGCCUAGUAAAAAGUUCAACAAAUAGAAUGAAGGAAAAACAAAACAAAACAAAACAAAACAAAACAAUGGUCCUCAAAAGUCAAGACAAGGGCUAUUAAAUCACCAUAUUGCAAAGUGUCAAUUUCACGCGUAUAGAUUGCCUUUUAGGACACAGAUCAGGGAAAACAUAUGGUAUUUGUCUUUUGGGGACUGGCUUAUUUCAUAAAUGUGAUGUUUUUCAGUUGCUUCCAUAUUAAAUUUGGUCAGGGAAAUGAACAUGAGCCAACUUGGUUAGUUGACUAGUAACUAGACACAGUGGAAGUAGAAGAGAAGGCUGUUUUGUGUCUUGCACACAUAUUUGUAAGUUUGCAUUAUUUUCUAUUUAAAACAUUUAAGAGGAUAUAUUUUAUAAAUUAAUAUUUACAUUUAGACUGUGAAAAAUAUGUUGAAUAUGGAACUGAGCACAUCUAUGUUUCAAAAUAUUGAUAAUUGGUCUUUCAAUAAUCGUAUCCUGAAUAUCAAAGAAGAGUUUUCAUAGUUAAUUCAUGAGCCAGAGCUGAGUGUCAGAUUCUUCAAUUACGAUUUUCAGGAAAUCCAGGGAUCUUACUUGGCUUUUGGGGUCCAGAAUGUCAAAACAAAAACAAAACAUAGCAAAACAACAGCAAAAAAGUAUUGACUUGCUGAAUUGCCACAAAUAUCAGCUCUAUGUCCAUCACUUUUUUCUAGUUUAAAAAUAAAUGUCAACUUUAAUACUAUCAGUAGUUACUUUAAUUAUAAGUGACUUUAACUUAUAAAUCAAACGGAAGAUAAAACAACAGAGUGAAUAGACAGCUACAGGAUUCAACUACUUGGUUUUUAAGAGAUUCACUUUAGAUCUAAGGCCACAAUAGUUUGUACCUGAAAUGGAAAGAUAGUUCAUGCAACUAGUAAUAAAAAAAGAA